CAUGAUUCACAGUCAGUUAUGCGCCGGAGAAUAUCGAUCGGCUUACAAUCCAAAAUGAAUUGAAAUACGUAAAGAAUAACGUCAACAGAAAUUGCCCAUUCGAACCGAACCUUGGUAGAAACAGUAACAACCAUUUUUGGUGUAGUCGCAUGAUGUCCACAUUCAGACUCAUUGUUAUUUUGUCGGUGUUUGUGUUGAUCCCAACGUCAUGUCAUUGCGAACUACAAGGAGUCCAUCAAAAAAAGGGGAAUACUUCAUGCCCUCCUUGCCACCCUGGACCUGCAGGUUUUAAAGGACAGAAAGGAAUAACUGGCGAACCUGGAAGUGAUGGGUUCCCCGGUUAUCCCGGUCAGAAGGGAGAAAUAGGUGUACAUGGUUUCAAGGGAGAUGCAGGUCCAAGAGGAUAUCAAGGUAUACCUGGUCCUAUGGGACCUCCUGGUGCUCCGGGAAGACUUAUUCCACGUGGACGGGAUGGUUUGCCAGGGAAAGAUGGUCCUCCUGGCGUACCCGGUAAUAAGGGUGCUCGUGGUGCUCCGGGACCUCGUGGUGAUUGGGAUCAUAAGACAAUGGGGCGUACUGGUCCUAUUGGUCCUCCUGGUAUACCGGGAAAAGAUGGCUUGAAAGGCGUAAAGGGAAGGAGAGGUUUUACGUAUGCUGCUCCUCGUGGUGAUCGUGGUGAAUUCGGUGAACCUGGUGAAGUGGGACGUCCUGGUAGAAAGGGACAAAAAGGUUCGCAACUUGUUGGUAUGAGAGGAGAUCCUGGCAUUGACGGAAAGCUUGGUGAUCCUGGCCAAGAUGGUGCUCCUGGUGAUAUGGGUCCUCCUGGUGUACCAGGGAAAGAUGGUUCUCCUGGUGUACCGGGGAUAAAUGGCGCUCCUGUUCCCAUUCCUACACUUAAGUGCAUCCAAGUAAAGACCAAUGGAAACAAUGCUAAUUGCUCUGCUGGCUACAAAGUCACUGGUUGUGCUUGUGGGAUGAACUGCGGCUCAUGGAUCAUACAAAAUGAUUUCACUCAGUGUUCCUGUAACCUCAGCUGUAACUCAGGCAAACCACUCGACUGGACCAGAGCAGUUUGUUGUCAAAUAUCUGCUGUGGUAACUGGUACCAUUUCUGCACAAUAAUGACACUCCCUCAGAAUCUCAUCCAUAUARAUGAUCAGUAACUAGUAUCAAUGAGUAAACUUUAAGAUAGAUAGUCUUUCUGGACCUGCUCUUCUUUGCAUCACAGUAGUACAGCCUAGAUUUCCAAGAUCUUGUAGCAACUUUUUUAUUUCCUUUGUAAUAAAAUUUGUAGCACUGCUAUAAACCACUCUGUUCUGUGGUGCUUGUUGUA
Actinia tenebrosa (Australian red waratah sea anemone) is the source of this 1332-nucleotide messenger RNA. RefSeq lists its product as uncharacterized. Gene Ontology annotation, cellular component: extracellular matrix. NCBI's taxonomy places the organism in Eukaryota, Metazoa, Cnidaria, Anthozoa, Actiniaria, Actiniidae. The record is from RefSeq and is a predicted model, not a curated record.